Molecule: messenger RNA, 798 nt
Organism: Armigeres subalbatus
Lineage: Eukaryota; Metazoa; Arthropoda; Insecta; Diptera; Culicidae
Exons: 1
Coding region: 1-798 (265 amino acids)
Biological process (GO): DNA integration
Molecular function (GO): nucleic acid binding
Source: RefSeq, a predicted model, not a curated record
AUGGAGCAAAAUGAAUACUACACCGACGAGGUUCGAGUCCUGUUGAAUAAUCGAGACCGUCCAAUAGCUGAAUGGAUAUCUAUCGAGAAGAACAGUCCAUUAUACAAGUUGUCACCGUUUGCCGAUGAGUAUGGAAUUGUUAGGAUGGAAGGCAGAACCGCCAACGCUGCCUACGCCAAUUUCGACGCUAGGUUUCCAAUAAUUCUCACCACGGGUGGUCAAAUAACUCGAAUGCUUUUGAAUCACUACCAUCGUCAAUAUGGUCAUGCAAACAAAGAAACUAUUGUAAAUGAGGUUCGUCAACGGUUUGAAAUCUCACAUUUACGGUCGAUCAUGGAUAAUAUUUCUCGAAACUGUUGUUUCUGCAAGGUGACUAAGUGUAAGCCGAUCCCUCCACGAAUGGCACCGUUACCCGAGCAACGCUUGACGCCGAAAGCUCGACCCUUUAGUUACGUCGGUAUUGACUAUAUGGGCCCGCUAGAAGUUACCGUCGGUAGACGCAAAGAAAAGAGAUACGUCGCUGUAUUCACGUGCCUGGUUAUACGGGCUAUCCAUUUAGAGGUCGCUUAUGAUUUGACCAGCGAGUCGUGCAUCAUGGCGAUCCGCAGAUUUACGCGCAGGCGAGGAUCUCCGGUUCAAAUCUUUUCUGAUAAUGGCACUAAUUUUGUGGGAGCUAGCCGCGAACUGCAAAAACAGAUCAAUGUGGAAUGCGCCGGCACCUACACCGAUGCACGAACGAAAUGGUCGUUCAAUACCCCAUCCGCUCCUCAUAUGGGAGGGUAUGGGAACGAAUGGUGA